Molecule: messenger RNA, 849 nt
Organism: Exophiala viscosa
Lineage: Eukaryota; Fungi; Ascomycota; Eurotiomycetes; Chaetothyriales; Herpotrichiellaceae
Exons: 2
Coding region: 1-849 (282 amino acids)
Source: RefSeq, a predicted model, not a curated record
AUGGCCGUGAUCCAACAAGAUUUCAACCCACAACCCGACACAGACCUCUUCUCUUCCCCAGGCACAAGUGGAUCCGCGGAAAGACAGACCGACCUGCAAGAAGAAGUUUCAGGCUCCGAGAGCGAUGAUGAGCCACGAAGUCCUUUCUUCGCUGGGUGCCUCACAUCUGGGAUGCGCGAGCAGCAGAACCAGGAAAUUGUUUUGCCAGAAGACCAGUGUCGUGGCUUUGACUAUGUUGCCGACUGGAUCUACAACGAGAAAGUCCGAAGUAUCCCAGCAGGAGACAAACGAGAGCUCCAUUCAGGAAUCAUUGCCUAUGUUCUGGCCGACAAAUACUGCAUGCCAGCAUUGCAGAACGCAUUAACCGAUGAGCUUGCUGAUCACUUUGCCUGGACGUAUUUCAACCCUGACAAUAUCACAUUGCUGGCAAAGCUUGGGGUUGAGACUGGCCCCCUUUGUGAUCUCAUGCUCGCUAAAUUGGCGUAUGACCUGGUCAAUUAUCCGUCGACAUAUUACCCCCGCCCGGAUGAUGGUGGUGAAGAAGUGAGACACUCUGACUUGGAAGAGUCAGAAAGUUCAGACGGUCUAAGUGACUUGGACGAUGGAGACACCAUGCCAGGUUGGCUCGAGGCACUUGAACGAGUUCUCGCUCAUCCCGCACUAUCGACGAAACUAUUGCGCAAUGCGGCGAGAACCAAGAAGUUAGGACCGAAUCCAGCAGAGUCGUCGACACAGAGAUAUCACGUUGCUGUUGACGCCAACCUUGGAAGGGGCCAGAAGAGAAAGGCGGACGAACUGCAGAAUGGCUCGAACGGUAGCAUUGAAGGAACAUCGAAUAUGGACAUAUAA